AUAAAAACUACAUCUUUCCCCCUAGUCAGCUCUGCUUUUCAAGCCCCUUUUUUGAAAUUUCUAUAAAAAUCGUAAAACGCAGAGCUUCUAAAUGCUAACUAGUAUUGGUAACUUGUAAUUAAGGCCUUUAGAUGAGAUUCCAGGAAUCCAGUCAAGACCUUUUAUUUUUCCUUUAUCCAUUGUUUAGGCCAAAAAAAAUUAUCCGUGAGUUUCUUGGUUUAGGGAAGGAGUCCUCUAGGAAAACGUUGUAGCCAUGAUGGUGUUACGCACUUCUAUAAUUUCGGAUAAGUCACAGGAAACCGAGUUGCUGGAAGGACCCACGCCACGUCAUUCUCUGCUUUCCGGCCGAUAUAAGCAGAGCUUUGCAUAUCUUAGUCUGAGAACACGGAUGCCGGGAAUAAUGCAACAGAUGAUUAUGAGAAUAACGUCGGAAUCGCCCUCUUUGGUGGAACAAUUUGGCGAGGAUGUGAUGAACGAUGUCCGGCACAUCGUGGAUUGCGUGGAUCGUCUGAAGAACGAACUGAAUCGGGAUCGCCAGUUUAUCUUCUUCCAUGGCAAUGAGCCGGACAAGGCCGAGUGGAAUGCCUUUCUCACAGAGCUGCCACGCCCCAAAAAGUCCUUCUUCCGGGCCUGUUGGCUGCACGCCGAGUGCUACCUGUACCGUCGCCUCUACUCCUUCUUCGAGAACAGUCGCUAUUUGAAUGGCUACGACCCGUUCAAUCACCUGAAGAUGGAUGACCUAACGAUCAGUACGAAUGCCAUGAAGUCCUUGGCCAAGGCCACACGCGGAUUGGCCAAGAGCUUCGAUAACUUUAGCAAUCUCCUGCGCAUCGUACUCUGGAGUAAUCACUACGAGAUAACGCUGGGCGCCUACGAGUUCUCGGAGGAGGAGAGCCGAACCGACAUCAAUGUCCUGGCCCAGGUGGCCGAUCUGGACCGGAAUCUCCUGGUGGAUGACUCUACUUACAUAUGGAAUUGCCUGAUAAAGAAGCGGGAAUGUUCUUCGAACAUUGUCGACUUCAUUUGCGACAAUGGUGGCUUUGAGUUCUUCACCGAUAUGCUGUUUUUGGAAUAUCUCAUCGAGAACGACCUGGCCUCCCAAGUGCGUCUGCAUGUCAAGGCCAUUCCCUGGUAUAUAUCGGAUCUUAUGGCUAAGGAUAUUGAAUGGACCAUCAACUACCUGAUCCAGCAGACAGACGCGAUCCUCUCGAGCGUUGGCAGUCGAUGGUUGCAUCUUAUGAAUACAGAAAAAAUCAUCGUGGCUCCCCAGUCUUAUUUCUGGACAGGGCCACAGCCCUACUUUGUGAUGGUGGAGCUGGACCUGGAAUUGUACAAAUUACUCACCAGCAGUAGGCUGGUUAUUUUCAAGGGGGACUUGAACUAUCGGAAGCUACUGGGCGACUUCAUUUGGGACUCGGCCGAAGAGUUCAUCACCUGCCUGCGGGGCUUUCGACCCACAAAUAUCGCCGCCAUUCGCACGGUUAAGUGCGAGGUGAUCUGUGGCCUGCCCGAGGGCAUGUCCGAUACCCUUCUUCGGUCGGAUCCCAUGUGGAUGAUAUCCAGCAACUACGGUCUCAUUCAGUACACUGACUCCCUGAAGUGUGCCUGUGGUUUGCUUUCUGGAACGACCUGCAACAUGACCAAUAAAGACGCACUGCAACCACUCGCCUGUUCCAGUUUCAGCAGAAGGACCACUUUGAAGGAGCAUAUGUAAUCCACCGUCCCAGUCAUCCACCACAGCUGGUGGACCCAAUUGGGAAGUCUCAAUCUGUGGAGCCGGCGGCGUAGAAAACGCCUUGCCAAACAAAUCGAUGCGAAUUUUUUUUCUGGCGAAAAUCCAACGACCAUCGGCCUCGUUACUCCCACCUCGGAUUUCAGUUAACGGCCGCCACCUGCCUUGGCCAUAAAAACACCUGAGGAUCGGACGCGCUUGGCCAAUGGAUGGGUCGCGCAGGCGCAACAAUUUGUCAGGACAAUGAUUCCCAAUUUGAAAAUGGAAAGUCGGCGAAUGAUAAUAAAAAAUAUUAAAAAUGCUUUGCCCGGAAGCUGGUAGUGUGGAUAAGAAAAAUUGUUCAAAUCAAAUAUGUGCUGAUUAAAUUGAUUGUUUCUGUGUAUAA
Drosophila ananassae is the source of this 2117-nucleotide messenger RNA. Its product is annotated as damage-control phosphatase ARMT1. The coding region runs from base 254 to 1714 and encodes 486 amino acids. The record is from RefSeq and is a predicted model, not a curated record. Gene Ontology annotation, biological process: DNA damage response. The transcript has a single exon. NCBI's taxonomy places the organism in Eukaryota, Metazoa, Arthropoda, Insecta, Diptera, Drosophilidae. Gene Ontology annotation, cellular component: cytoplasm; nucleus. Gene Ontology annotation, molecular function: phosphatase activity.